Molecule: messenger RNA, 1189 nt
Organism: Culex quinquefasciatus (southern house mosquito)
Lineage: Eukaryota; Metazoa; Arthropoda; Insecta; Diptera; Culicidae
Product: methyltransferase-like protein 9
Exons: 6
Coding region: 233-1150 (305 amino acids)
Molecular function (GO): protein-L-histidine N-pros-methyltransferase activity
Source: RefSeq, a predicted model, not a curated record
AGUCUUGACAUCCGAAUAAUAUGGGACAAAAAUAAUUAUUAAACAAACCAGAUAUUCGAAUUUAUUAACCCUUAAUGCAAUCUUUUUCUUCUUUUAAGCUUUCAUGAAAUCUCACUUACUUUUUCAAAAGGUCAUUAAACAUAGGAAAUCCAUAGCGAAUUGGUUGUGUUGAAAAAGUAAUAUAGAAGUAACUAUUGAAAGGAGUUCAACGAAAUUAGCUGAUAGCAAAGUAAUGAAUUAUCAACCAAAAGGAUUCUUUGCUCGCCUGCUUAUAGAUAAAUGCAGAAAUGAUACAAUUCUGGAAAAUUGUGAUAUGUCGGAGUGGUAUACACUCCUAAAUAUUCCGAAAGAAUUCCGAAACAGAUUUAUCAACAUGGGCAGUCCAGAUGAAAUAACAUUACAGUGGAUAGAACAGUCACGUCUUGAAUCCAGUAAACUAUGGCUCCAAUUGUGGCACUUAUUGGCUAAAGCAUUCCUCAGCGUAUUUAUGACACAAACAGAUGUAAAUGGAAUAUUAAGGCGUGGAUCAAUGUACAUUUUAUCUGAUAACCAGUUUCAAACGAUUCUUACUAAUAGUGGACUGAAGAAUUUAGCAAACAAUGGUAACAACACUAUACGAGUUUUAGACAUUGGUGCUGGUGACGGAGAAGUUACAGCACGAUUAGUAAAUGCGAUAUCUUUGCUUGUGCCAGAUUCGAACAUAACUCUUUUUGCAACAGAGUCUAGUUGGGUUAUGCGAAGCCGAUUAGCAGAAAAGCAAAUCCAGGUUGUCGAGGAAAUAAACGUUCUUAAUAAUGUUGACUUUGUAUCAUGUUUAAAUGUAUUAGACCGUUGCAUUGACCCACUAGCACUUCUGCAUGAGAUUUACAGCGUACUUGCGCCUGACGGACGCUUAAUGGUAGCAUUGGUGUUGCCGUACAGCCAUUAUGUGGAAAAAAAUUCGAGUCAUUUGCCAUUAAGGCCACUUUUGGAUCACUGGCCUAAUCACACAGGAAUGUCCAUUGAAAAAGAAAUAGAAGCUUUUUUUAAAAAACUUGAAAUUGUUGGUUUUACAAUUUUAUCCUGGACUAAGGCACCGUAUUUAUGUGAAGGAGAUUUAAGGCAAUCGUUUUAUUGGCUAGAUGAUAUAGUAGUUGUAUGUUCAAAAUAAUUUUUUAUGAAUUAAAAAACUUGCAGUUAUCAUCAUGAA